UAUAUAUAUACACAUACAUCCGAGCUCGGCCGCCAUUAAUGGCAGCAAAUUCGAGACGAUGAUAGCUCCAAAACUGCUGCAGCAAUACGCUCUACGAUGGAAGUCGGCCUCUAAGGAUGUGUUGAGCCACUCCGUCCUCUUCGCUCAAUUUAUUUCCCUUUUGCACAUCACCGAUACCUACAUUUUCUCCCCAAUCCUAGUUUAUGGCCCGAGCAUGCUGCCGACAUUGAAUUUCACGGGCGACGUUUUGCUGGUUGAUAAGCUGUCGCCCUUGCUGGGGAAGGUGGGAAACGGUGACGUCGUUCUGGUGAGAUCGCCGGAAAAUCCUAGGAAGAGCAUAACCAAGCGAAUUGUUGGCGUUGAGGGGGAUACAGUCACCUUCUUGGCGGAUUCCGGCCGCGGUGAUCAGUCUAAUUCGGUGGUGGUACCAAAGGGUCAUGUGUGGAUUCAAGGAGAUAAUAUCUAUGCAUCAAAUGACUCACGAAACUUUGGUCCCGUUCCUUAUGGGUUGGUUUAUGGGAAAGUCUUUUGCAGGGUAUGGCCACCUGAAGACUUUGGACGUUUGCCACAAUAGAGCUAUGAGAAUUGUAAUGUAGUUAUGGGUAUGCCACCGAUACCUGCAACCUGUAACUGAUUCUGGACAAAGAUGCUGCAGUCAAAGCUUCAUCGACAGAAGAGACAAUGUGGUCUGCCCUCAACUCCUCCAAUAGUGAUUUUCAGUUUCCGAACCAAUCAAUACAUGCUUGCAUUUUGUAGCCAGCCGAGCCUCUAACUGUGUCUCGAAAUGGCGCAUAAUGUUACAUUUGCUGAUUACUGAGGUAGUACCUGUUUCAUACUCUACUUCAUUGUUACUUCAGAAAUCUCUGUUUCACUUACACAUGAUUAUUGCUUAUGAUUUUAAGUUAGCGUGUGUAACACAUGAAUCUUACUUUUGCAUUAAUGAUAUAAUUGAUAUUUUUGACCA
Salvia hispanica is the source of this 964-nucleotide messenger RNA. Its product is annotated as Peptidase S24/S26A/S26B/S26C family protein. Gene Ontology annotation, molecular function: serine-type endopeptidase activity. Gene Ontology annotation, cellular component: membrane; mitochondrial inner membrane peptidase complex. Lineage: Eukaryota; Viridiplantae; Streptophyta; Magnoliopsida; Lamiales; Lamiaceae. The record is from RefSeq and is a predicted model, not a curated record.